Messenger RNA from Paramacrobiotus metropolitanus, 4393 nucleotides. RefSeq names its product attractin-like. Gene Ontology annotation, molecular function: protein binding. Lineage: Eukaryota; Metazoa; Tardigrada; Eutardigrada; Parachela; Macrobiotidae. The record is from RefSeq and is a predicted model, not a curated record. Gene Ontology annotation, cellular component: Golgi apparatus. The coding region runs from base 366 to 4160 and encodes 1264 amino acids. The transcript has 9 exons.
UUUCUGCCACUCUUGUAAGUCACAUCUUUCGCGAUUUUACCAGUUUUUAUGUUUUUAUCAGUUUAUCUGUUUAUGUUUUGCGUUAUCAGUUCUAAACCUGGAUUUGUUCUGCACUAGUAAUUCAUCUGUUAGAAAUUCUUUGGAAUUUGUUUGCUGUCUGUUGUUUCCUAUUUCCGCCAGCGCAAAAUAGAAGCUGUUUUGUUGAUGUUUGCUGCAGCUUGCAUGCUGCGUGUGAUGCUGGCACGGUUGACUGUACGGAUGCUGAAUGAUGCAUUCCUCCACUGACCUGAUUACCCUCAUCACUAACUGAUGGGCCGUUUCCGUUCCUCCGGAGUGCCCUCUGUCCCGCUGUCUUCCUCACCCCCAUGUUAGAAUGGAAGAUGGCGCGGCCUGGGCGCCCCUACCCCUGCCCCUGGCUGUGCCCCUUGCCCUGCGCUGUGAUACUGCUCCUGGCCUUGCUGGCUCCCUUGGCCAUUCCCCUGACACCCCCCUCCACGCGCCUCCUCCCCGGCUCCGCCUGCCGUGAGGGACGCUGCUCAACGGACAACUGUGAUAAGGAGACACGAUGGUAUUUGAACGGGACGCGUGGCCUGCUGACGGACGGUCCGGGCAAUUACUCGGUCAGCAUGCACUGCACCUGGUUGAUUGAUGGCCGCAGUACCGCGGGGACGGGAGAAGGAGCGCGGGUACAUCUGCGCGUAGAGAGUCUGCAGACGGAGUGCGGCUGGGAUAAUGUAUACGUGUGGGACGGGGACAGCACGCGGGAGCCGUUGUUGGCCACGCUGUCGGGCAACAUCCAGGACGAGGGAAACAGCCCCUUCGAGCUGACGGCCUACUCGGGCAUGGCCUACGUCCACUUCUUCAGUGAUGUCGCCCUCACCAUGCCCGGAUUCAACAUUUCCUAUGAAGUCAAUCGUUGCAACUGUUCGUCUAUGCACGGACAAUGCGUAGAGCGCCCUUCAGACGGCCCGUUAUGCCUUUGUGAAAAGGGUUGGACCGGUCCCUCGUGUGACGAGCCGAAAGGAUGCCCGGACAGUUACUCCUGCCAAAACGGCGGCCGCUGCGCAGAUUCGGGUGCGUGCCAAUGCCCACCGGCCUUUCGUGGCGUCGACUGCAGCGUGCCCACCUGGGAGGGUCUGUGGGAGCGGGUGCCUUUCCCCGGCGACCAACCAGUGCCGGCGCCGUCGGCCUCUCACUCGGCGGUGCUAGCCGAUCGGCAGGAUGUAUACUGGGUGGGCGGGGAAAGUUUCGGGGCGGAGAAGGACAUGAAACGUGUCCAUCGACUGGAUCUGGCCAGCAUGGAGUGGCAGUUACUCUCCAGCACCAGCGGUGCCAAUCCUCAGAAGCGAUACGCCCACACCACCGUGGCGUAUAACGACAGUAUUUACAUGUACGGCGGCUUCGUCAACAGCACCAUCGUCAGCAAUGAACUGUGGCAGUGGGAGCCGAAGCACGAAGUGUGGGUUCUGCGACAGUUUAAUAAGGAGUGCCGGGUAGGCUGCCUGCCCAUUCCGACAGCCGGCCACACUGCGCAUGUGGUUGACCACAAGAUGCUCAUCUUCUUCGGCUACGGGGGUCCGGAAUACGGUUUUCUCAAUAUUGUCCAGGAGAUUAAUCUGCGUUCGCCUCCACACAAUAAACGCUGGUCCAUCGUUCCCACCAGCGGCACCUACGUCUACGGUACCUACGGCCAUUCCUCUGUCUACGAUGCCAAAUCAAAUAUGGUGUACAUUUACGGUGGCUUCCUGCCUAAUCAAGGCCGCGAUCCGUUGAAUGCCGAUUCGCCGAAGCGGCUUUUCCUGGACAAUCUGUGGGUGCGAUUGUUAGCCUACGAUCCGCAGAAAGCCUACUUCAAGCGAAUGCGCGAUUCGCCCAUGCCGCGUUUCCUGCACACGGGCGUCCUCUUCAGCGCCGACGCGGGCAUGGAUGACGGCAUCUUGUGGUUUUUUGGCGGCAACCCGCGCAACGAGACCUUCGUUAGCCGCAGUGCGCCGUGCUACACCGGUGACAUGGUGGCGUACGAUAUUCGUUGUGAUCAGUGGCACGUGAUGAAGACACCCAAGAUGAAUUUCGACAGCAUUCGUCUUGCAAGAUAUGGACACGCAGCAUUUAUGUUCAAGGAUCAAAUGUACGUGUUAGGCGGCUUCCAAGGCAAACUGUUGAAUGAAGUCCUGCGCUUCAGUCCUGGCCAGUGCCGCUUCGCCCCCAGCCGGGAGACGUGUCUGUCCAUCGCGAUGGUCGGUCGCAAGUGCGCGUGGAACGAGCGCUCUAAACAGUGCACGGACGGCAGCACCCUCCUUCCGGGCUACGAGCACGUUAAGUGCGCUUCGGCCAACAAAGACGCCGACGAGUUUAAGUGUUCCCGUGAAGUGGGCAUGGGCUGCAACAUGUGCCUUGGCACCUCGCUGGAUUGCCACUGGUGCAAAGGAAGCGGACUAUAUGGCUGCACUAUGCAGCCGUGCCGCGAUGAGGGCAGUCUGCUGACGGCCAUCUCCUCAUGUCCCCGCGAGCCGGACGUGUUCUGCAGUACGUUCUUCAACUGUCAGGGCUGCGUGACGCUGUCCAACAACACGUGCAUGUGGCAGCGAGAGGGUGUCGGGCGCGGCGGAGACUGUGUGCCGCGAGUGGUGCCCGGACCGCCGCAGGAUCUGGCGGAAACGGUCAGCUCCAGCUGUGAUAUUCCCUGCACGCAGCGCAGCACCUGUGAAACGUGCACCAAUUCCAACGGAUUGUGUAUGUGGUGCGCCAACGAGGAGCGCUGCGUGGAUCCCAUGGCGUACAAUGUGGUCUUCUCCUACGGACAAUGUCGGGACUGGACGAGUACGAGCCGGAAAUGCCCAACGCUGGGCAAGUGCCACGGGUACAAAUCGUGCCGGUCGUGUUUGGAGAAUCCGGAUUGCGGCUGGUGUGAUGACGGAAGCGGAACAGGACGCGGUCAGUGUGGAAUGGGAUCGCAACGCGGUCCUUGGGAGACGGAAACAUGUCCGUCCAAAUUGUGGUAUUUUAGCAGUUGUCCGGCGUGUAAUUGUAACGGCCACGCGCAGUGCGUCAACAACAGUCACACCUGCCAACCCUGUCAGGAUUUCACCGAGGGAAAUAACUGCGAGAAGUGCGUCUCAGAUUUCUACGGAGAUCCGCGCAACGGCGGCAACUGCACGGAGUGCAAUUGUCCCGAUAAUGCUUACGGAUGUGACUCGGAGACGGGCAACUGCAAGUGCAGCACGAAGGGGACAACGGGCAGGAUGUGUGAUAAGUGCGAUGAGCUGAAUCACUACAGCAGCCACAAUGGAGCAUGCUUUUACGAACUGCCCAUCGGAUACCAAUUCACGUUUAACUUGACGAAAGUGGAGGAUAGCCACUUCACCAGCAUCAACUUCAAAUCAUCACCGCCGGAACGCGACUUUGACGUCAAGUUUACUCUGGUCUGCACGAAUUCCUCGCUGGUAAAUGUGUCGUACAAGACGGCGGUAAUGGCCCGCGAGGAGCUGUUGAUCGGAUCUGCGGUGUGCAGUUUGGAGCACAAGCUGGAUCGAGUAUUUUCGCACGAUCAGCUGCCAUUCGGCCAGGAGGGCCUCAACACCACCGUCUUCGUCUACGUCCAUGACUUUGCCACGCCCUCCGUCAUCGUCAUCUCCUUUGCGCAGCACGCCAGUCUCGAUCUGUUGCACUUCUUCGUCGUCUUCGCCUGCUGCUUCCUGUCGCUGCUGCUACUGGCUGCGGUGGGAUGGAAGGUGAAACAGCGUUACGAUCUCUACCGCCGGCGCCAGCGCAUGUUCGUUGAGAUGGAGCAGAUGGCCAAGCGGCCCUUUGCUUGCAUCAAUCUCGAUUUGACCAGAGGAGCGAGUUCGGAAGUGGAUCGCGCAACCGGAACAGUCCGUCCUCUGAAGCGUCCUUUGAAGAAUCUGCUGCGGCCGGCCCUUGUGUCCAGUGAGGCCCUGGCGGAUGGUCGGCACGGCGUGGUGUCGGCACUGAUCGCUCUGCCCAACGGCGGCGGCCCCGGUUACGCGCCCUGGGGGCAGACUGGCCUGUGCGUCGGCUCGGCACUUGUAACUCUGCAGCCGGGCAGUCACACGCGUAAGCCCUCGUUGGAGUCCAACCCCAAAGAUAAACUGAAGAAGCAGACCCAUACGGCGCAUUCGCCAGAGCCGGAUCCCACCUGAACGACGCAAGAACCGAUUAACUAAUGAACAAACAGACACGCUCAACAACGUGGCAGCUAAGAGAAGUUUAGUUUCGUUUUUUGUAUCCUCAUUCUCUCCUUCCUCUUUCUCUCUUCGGAUUGAACGGUUUUAGUAUUUUGAUUUGUGUCUCAGGCAACUGACGAAUAAUACUCCAAUGAUGUUAAUAAAUCCCAUUAUAGCAAGAUUCCAAACUGUCAAAACCUAACCAAUAA